CAGCGGGCUUCCUCCAUAUAAUAGAGGGGUGCAGGAAGACAACCUCUAGAAGAGAGAGGAAGAAACAUCUCAUGUGAAUUGCAAACUCUGAAAAACUAUACUGAACUGCUAAGAACAUGUGUAAGGGAUUAGCUGCCCUACCCCAGACAUGUCUGGAAAGGGCUAAGGAGAUCAAGACUAAAUUGGGAACUCUGCUUCAGAAGCCAGAGAAUUCCAUCGACCUUAUCAUCCCCUACCAAGAAAAGCCUGAGAAGAAACCAGAGAAGCUUCAAAAACCCGCACCUGAAGAAGCGGCUCAGUGGCGCGAGUCCCUCGAUAAGGUCCUCUCCAACAGCUAUGGCCUGGCCACCUUCAAGAGCUUCCUGAGAUCCGAGUUCAGCGAUGAAAAUAUUGAGUUCUGGGAGGCUUGUGAGGAUUUCAAAAAGACCAAGAGUCCUCUGAAAAUGGCCGCCAAAGCUAAGAAGAUUUAUGAGGACUUCAUUCAGACCGGUGGGCCUAAAGAGGUGAACAUCGACCAUUUCACCAAAGACGUGACUCUGAGAAACCUGGUUGAUCUUACACCUGCUACCUUUGAUCUGGCUCAGAGCCGAAUCUACAGCCUGAUGGAGAAAGACUCCUUUGGUCGGUUCCUGAGAUCUGAACAGUAUCAAGAACUCAUCAAGUAAACCGAUUUACCAGCUGCAGGGAGACACAAAGAGAAGACCAAACAUUAAUUCUUUAAUACGUUAUUUAAGACAAAUGGCAAUUAUCUGAACUUCAGUUAGCAUUACUAUAAGUAUUUAUUUGAUCGAAUUGGAAACUAAUGCUAAGUGUUGCAUUAGUCUCCCUGCAGCUGACUUUGAAAAGAUGUUAACGUAAAUUGCUAGUGCUCUGAAUGUCAAAGCGAAUUUAAUAAAAGAAACGUAUGAUCCGGGAUUAAGAGACAAUACAUGUCACUCCUCGUAAAAAUGAUUUGUGUGAUUUGUCAUUAGCAAAAAUAAUAAUAAUGAGGACAUAAAAUUGUAUAUAAAUGUCCUAUCGUGUGUAGUCCUACUCCACUGAUCCCUAUAGACUAAAUAAAACUUUAAGACUAUA
Messenger RNA from Misgurnus anguillicaudatus (oriental weatherfish), 1074 nucleotides. It is a transcript of the gene rgs5a, whose product is annotated as regulator of G protein signaling 5a. The record is from RefSeq and is a predicted model, not a curated record. NCBI's taxonomy places the organism in Eukaryota, Metazoa, Chordata, Actinopteri, Cypriniformes, Cobitidae.